AUGAGAGCGUCGACAGAGUCUUCGAACCGUGUCAAUAACACAUACCCACAUACCCAUACAGCAUUGCAUGUUCCAGUUCGUCAGCCUCGCUCUCAUCUCACCCACGACUCUAAAAAGGAGACCCCUUUGAUCAUCCCGAUCCAUGUUCGAUACGUGCUCAAGGAUCUAUGGGUCCAGGUGGACCUGCCUCGAGAUAUGCCCAUCCACAAGGCGCGGGACCUAAUUCUUGCCAAAUGCAGGCUAUCAUCCGUUCCUUCACAGACCUCCGACACAUCCUCCGUUUCAGCCACUUCCGAGGUCACCUUGGCCUCUGUCAAUCCUGAUACGACCCUUUCGCCAAGCCUACGGACACGUGAUUCGAGUCACUUUAGUUCAAGUUCGCUCAUGCUUCCUUGUGAAGUCGCAUUGUCCCCUUCACCUACCCAUCGCUUAAGCCGCAGUGGACAGGACGACGACAGCUUCAAUGACCAGGAGAGCAUCGACGACGACGAGGCCGAGUUGAGGGCCGAGGAGCUCAUUGUCAGCGACCUGUUUGGUCAGUCAUCCCCAACUCGAAUGGGCGCCACAAAAGAUAGGGAUCAAGCAUACUCAAUCAGGCAGGAACUUCCAAGAGUCCCUUACGGGUCUUCACGCAUCAGAAACGACGGCCACUGGAGCCAUAGCGGUGACCAUUGUCAUGCUCAGCCUGCACUGUUUGCAAUGCCUGUCGUUAAGCAAUAUGGUCAACAGAAGCACCAACAUCAGGGUCAGCUGCAGCAUUGUCUGAGUCAGCAACAGCUAAAUCGACUGGUAUCCUACUCGACCCUCCACAAGAACGACGGGCAUGGGUCAGCGAUCGGCGGUGACAAGCACGGCAAGGAUGGACACUCCACAAAGCGAUUUAGCAACAUCCCCGGCUGGGCCCACUACAGGAGUCGACAGAACAGCAACAACAGUAAACACAUCGAUCGCGAAGUCCUCAAUCAUGGCGGGAUACUGGCAAACCACUGUCUGGACGAGGAAAACCCAGCCAUUACUGAAGCUCGCAGUUCAGAGUGCACAGCAUGGAAGGCCUGCUUUGGGCUCUUCUGGUUAACUGCAGGUCACUGGCUGGACGACUCAAGACUUGUGAGCUCCUACAACUUGCAACCGCAUUGUCUACUCGAACUCCAGCUCAGGAACAGCUACAUUCAACUCCCACCUCCUGGCACACCACUAAGCUAUUACGAUCACUAUGCGGAGGGGCUGUUGUAUAAAAAGUCCAAAAAGAGCAAGCUUGGUCAAGGAAACAAAGAGCACGCCUGGAAGGAGCGCUGGGUUGUGCUGCAAGGCAACAAAUUGUUCAUCUAUCACAAACGGAAGGAGCUCCAUCAUUGGAUCAGGAUAUUCAACUCAUUGAACAAUACACCGUUGCAAGAACUGUCUCCACCGUUCGACCUCAGUGUGCCAGCAUCGUCAAUCGUAAUGCCGCCACCUCUCCCGCCACUGCCGUCUUUGCCACCACCAGCCUCUAUGGGCCAAACGAUUAUGUCGGCUACCAAACGUCACAGACAUCACUCUCACACAGAUGCUUAUCAUCGGACCGUCAUCGAGGGAGCUUACCACUCAGAACGCAAAAGGAGUCAUACAUCCCAGUCAGCAUCGGCCACGCCGUCAAUCAAUCCCGUUCUCAUUUCAAAUGCAGCUGCAGCACUGUCGAACCUACACCACGGCACUGGCGGUAGUAACAGCAAAAGCAACUAUGGUAGCGAGAGUGAAGGCAGUGAAAAGCGACAAGCCAACUACACCAUCGCUGAGCUCAAGUAUCGCCUCAGCAGGUCCAGCUAUUCCUCAAGUGGCUCCGGUUACAAGAAUCUUCACCAAUUGGAGCGCCAGACACUAUCUAGGAACAGUUCGCUAUCGAGCUAUCAGACUUCAGUUCAGAGCACGCCUGGAGGACUUGAACGUCAAAGAACCUUGACAGAGCCAGUGUACUUGUCUCGUAUGCGGAGUAUGAUUUCGCAACAUAGGUCUCAGCAGACGCUUCGAGACCAACUCCGGCGAUCCAAUGGUUCGGCGCCUGAACCAUUAACUGCUGCCAUUCGUGUCGCCGAGCAGACUGUUAAUAGCAUCGGGGACAUUUCGCUGCUGGAGCCAUCCGUUCAAGCCCUUCUGAAGUCUUCUGGCGCAGCGUUGUAUUCAGGAUACAUCUGGCUCUAUAUCCCUCAUGAUGGCGGUGCCUUGAAAAAAGACGACCAGGAUUCUUUUGAUACUCCUCCAGAGUCUAAACGAGCAUUAUUGGCAACAUCGAUGAGCAGGACCAGCUCUACAUCGUCAGCGCCGACAGCAUCUCAAGGAAGCCGAGCAGCCAACAUCAGCAUUACAAAGGCGUCCGGACGAUAUGUCAAAUGCUUUGCGGUGAUCAACGACCAAGGGCAGUUCCAGUGGACAGAGGUCAGGAAGCAGGAUGAUAACGACAGAGCCAGCGUGGAUGAGCGUCAGAGCGACUCACCAGUGUCCCGUCCCAGAUUCGGAUUUCCUUUGACAUCAACACGAAACCGAUGUGAGAGAGCUCUCACCACUGAGUGCGGCUCAGAUGUGGAUAACAACAUUGGUUUAUCAAGCCAUAAUGCAGGAUUCGAAGCAGAAAGGACGGUGGAGGCCUCGAUGGCGCACAAGUUACGACUCUACUUCUUCUGCAUCAAGAUCUCAACGUCGUCGGCUGGAGACAUCGUUGUGGAGUGUAUGGAGUCAGCAUCAGUCUCAUCCCCAAGGUCCUCUUCGCCUGGUAGCCCUCCGGCGCGUUCCAAGAAGUCACCGCUUCGUGAGAAGAACCGUCUUUCGGCUCCGCCUAGGACGAGAACAGCUUCGUCGCCUUUCCAACCACUUCCGGAUGAUUCGUUGCAGACCAAGUCCCAUGCGAGGUCUGACAGUGUGGUUCCUUCGUUUGGCCGGUUUACUUACCUGAACCCGCCAGUUUGGCCUUCUAUGUCUCCUCUUCACGAACGGCCAUUUCCCCCUACGCCUAUGCCCACGCCUCCGGUUCCUGAAUUGCUGGUGAUUCCCAAGUUUGCCUCGACACCUUCGCCAGCCCAGGGGCAACUCGACAAAAGUCUUCUUACUCGUACGCCCAGCCUCUUUGUGGAGAAUAGGGCUCGUUCGGCUCCACCAGGGUCCAUGUUUCCUACGGCAGCGUCACUCUCUAAACACAGCCCAUACUCGAUGCUGUUGAGAAACGUCAUCUUGGCUUCCAGUGCUGACAUCACACCUAACCGGGCGCGCCCCAAGCAUCAUUCCCAUUCACAAACGGGAACCCCAGACGGAAUGACGUUGACCCCGGAGUCUGUGCCACCAACGGUUGCUAUGUCACCUUCCUCUACAUCCAAUGUCCUGUCACUGGCUGAGGACUUGCAAAAGGCCUUGCAGAUACGUCAAGAACCCCUGGGUAGCAUCGACAGCAGGUUCUCACAGGACCUUCUCGGAUCCCCACUACUUGCGUCACCCAUGCGACAGACCAAGCCGACACUGUCUGAAAUCACGUCCAAAAAGCGUGCAUCGAUCCAGCAGCAACAAGAGUCCCUCAAUACCGCACUCAAUGUGGAGCGGUCCCGACUGAAGCUGAUUGGGGUUCUCAAAACCUUAGACGAGGGAUGCGAGGUUGAGGAGGCAUCCUGUGCCUCACAGACCAAGGCGGCUCAUGAGGAACAGAUGAAGCAAGAAGCAUCUCGAUCUGCCACUGCUGCUAUGCUUCGAGUUCUGCUUCAAUGCCCUUUUUUGGAGCAGAGUGAAGCGAAAGAUUCCGAGGGGAGGACAUUUGUGAGUCUCAAGGGGUACACAGAGACAGAGGGGGGGUGGAAAGCCCUCCAGAACGUUCUUGGGGAAUUCUUAGAUGGUCCGAUCAAAGAUCAGCGGUCUGCCCUUCCGCCAGAAGAUACACUCAUUCCGUCGUACCAUGCCCCGCGCGCGCCUGAGAUCCGUUUAUCGGAGAAGGCACAGAACUUUCUGAGGGCCAAGGAUCGAGCCAAUGCAGCAGCAGCAGCAGCAGCAGAGGCGGCGACAGUGGCGACUUUGGCGGGAGUUGGAGAUGAGUCUUCCUUCUUUGUAUCUCCCACGCACAAUAGCCUGCAGCAACCACCCAUCACAGCUCCAUCCAUUGCCCUUGGUAGACCGGCUGCAGCGAUGAUCAUUGUCGAUCCCUCCACAGUGAAGCCAAUAUCGAAAACCAAGACCCAGCCCUCUUUAACACAUUUGACUCGGAGUGGUAGAUUCAGCCAAGGCGCUUCUUUCGAUGGCUUCCAGUGA
Linnemannia hyalina is the source of this 4260-nucleotide messenger RNA. NCBI's taxonomy places the organism in Eukaryota, Fungi, Mortierellomycota, Mortierellomycetes, Mortierellales, Mortierellaceae. The record is from the annotation of a GenBank genome assembly.